AUGGAACCUUUUAAUCCGAACGUGAGCAACCCUAACAACAUAUCGGAACUGCAAACAAAUACUAAAAAGAUGUCACAGUACGUUACAAUCGGCUUUGUAGUCCGAAGGUCCCGCAGAAGUAGCCCACCCGAGGCCAACGAACGCCUCCCACCCGGCGUACAAGAAGUAAUCUCACGCGGAUCCUGCUACAUUGGCAAGCUCAACGACAGAAUUGUGCUGAAGUAUGCCUCCGAUCUCAAUGACCUCGGCUUCCGGACAAGCAUCAAAGUCGAGAGACGCAUCCUGCAAAUCAUAGGCCCUCACCCCCGAAUCAUCCAGUCCAUGGGCCUGGUCGAAGACGGUCUCAUACUGAAGUACUACCCCAACGGCACUCUCCACAAGUACAUCGAGGCCCACCCGGACGAGACGCUCGAACGCCGCCUGGAAUGGUGCAAGCAGCUCAUUGAUACUCUGUCGUUCGUGCACUCCAAGCGCGUUAUCCAUUGCGAUAUCUGUCUGAGCAAUAUCUUCCUCGACGAGAACUUCAAUAUCAUCCUCGCCGACUUCCAGGGUUUGGUUUUUUCGAGCGUUAAUGGUCUGCCCUUGCUUGAUGGAAUGACACGCGAGUGCGCCAAGGCGUACAUGCCCCGCCAGCAUCUCUACGUCGUCAAUGUUCAAACUGAUCUCUUCGCUGUGGGAUCGGCAAUCUAUCAUAUUAUUGCUGGUCACGAGGUUUUUCCUGAGUUGGACAGCUUUGAUGAUGAGGAUGCCAUCACCGCCCGGUUUAUCAACGGUGACUUUCCCAACAAUGACUAUGUCGCUAGUCACAUUGUGGAGAAGUGCUGGCGCGGGGAGUAUUCGUCCGCUGCUGAGAUUUCGGCUGAUAUUGCUGCGGUUCAGGCUGCUGGAGAGAAUGUUGAUGAGGAGUUGAGGCAGCUGGAUGUGGAUAUGGAGUUUGAGGGCGAGAAGUACUACCAGUACGAAGAGGAAGAGGAGGAACAGGGCAAAGACGAGGAAGAGGACGCAGAGUACGACGAGGAAGAGGAUGCGGAGUACGACGAGGAAGAGGAUGCGGAGUACGAAUAUGAGGAUGAGGAAGACGAGGAGGACGAGAAGGUGUUGUAA
Molecule: messenger RNA, 1104 nt
Organism: Penicillium mononematosum
Lineage: Eukaryota; Fungi; Ascomycota; Eurotiomycetes; Eurotiales; Aspergillaceae
Product: protein kinase family protein
Exons: 1
Coding region: 1-1104 (367 amino acids)
Biological process (GO): protein phosphorylation; intracellular signal transduction
Molecular function (GO): protein serine/threonine kinase activity; ATP binding
Source: RefSeq, a predicted model, not a curated record